CAGCCGCCCUAGCCUCACAAUCAGUCCCAGCAGCUUCAAAUUUACCCAUAUCCUCCAUUUAAUAGAUUACUGAUUCAGUGCUGAACAGCACUGUUGGUGCUUAUGCGCGUGAUACCCUCUGAAUUCACUUCCCAGGACUACAUCUCGGCUUUGAAAUCAUUUCCACCACGGGCCAACUGGGCCAUGAAGCCCCAGGUCCUCCAGGCUCGAUUCAUGGCCUCAGUUGCAAAGGGCACCCCAAAGCCUAACAGUGCAAUUUUUGCUCCUGAACGUGCCACUUUCACGAUCCGAGAUGGUCCUGUAUUCCACGGAAAGUCCUUUGGAGCGAAAAAGAACAUCUCUGGCGAGGCCGUCUUUACCACCUCGCUGGUCGGCUACCCCGAAUCUCUUAGUGACCCUUCUUACCGCGGUCAGAUUCUCGUUUUCACACAGCCUCUGAUCGGGAACUACGGUGUCCCGUCUGCGGAGAAGGAUGAGAACGGCUUGCUGAAAUAUUUUGAGUCCCCCAGCCUUCAGGCAGUUGGCGUUGUUGUCGCAGAUGUCGCUGAAAAGUACAGUCAUUGGACCGCCGUCGAGAGCUUGAGCGAAUGGUGUAUCAGAGAAGGCGUUCCUGCUAUUUCCGGUGUUGACACCCGCGCCAUUGUGACCUAUCUUCGAGAGCAGGGUUCUUCUCUUGCUAAAAUUUCCGUUGGCGAAGAGUACGAUGCCGAUCAGGACGAAGCAUUUGUUGAUCCUGAGCAGAUCAACUUAGUCGCCAAAGUUAGCACCAAGGCUCCGUUCCAUAUCAACCCUGGAAACAGCAACGCACAUGUCGCUGUCAUUGAUUGCGGAGUCAAGGAGAAUAUUCUUCGUAGCCUUGUCCACAGGGGUGCAAGUAUCACCGUUUUCCCAUAUGACUUCCCGAUCCAAAAAGUCGCACAUCAUUUCGAUGGUGUUUUCAUCUCCAACGGCCCUGGCGACCCAACCCACUGCCAGAAGACAGUCCACAAUCUUCGCAAGUUGAUGGAAGUGUCUCAGCUGCCAAUCAUGGGUAUCUGUCUCGGUCAUCAGCUCCUCGCACUUGCUGCUGGUGCUCGGACGAUUAAGUUGAAGUACGGAAAUCGGGCACACAACAUCCCGGCUUUGGAUCUGACCACUGGCCGCUGCCACAUCACCAGCCAGAAUCACGGCUACGCUGUUGACGCUUCCACCCUCCCUAGCGACUGGAAACCGUACUUUGUCAAUCUUAACGAUUCUAGCAACGAGGGCAUGAUCCACAAGACUCGUCCAAUCUUUAGCACCCAGUUCCAUCCCGAGGCGAAGGGAGGACCUCUGGAUUCUUCCUAUCUGUUUGAUAUCUAUCUUGACAGCGUUCAGAAGUACAAGCAAAGCCAGGCUGCGUUCCAACCUGGACGGGAUAGCCGCCCGAGCCCGCUCCUUGCUGAUCUCUUGGGCAAUGAACGUGUUGGCGUCCAAACCACCAUUGGAACUCAGUCCACCCCUGAAUCAGUUGCUCCAGUUCUCGAGACUCCUAUUUCUCCCACGAUGGCAGCUGCAGCUUAAUGAUUUUUUUUCUUGAAUUGGUGCUAUGUUUCUUUGUUUUUUGCGUUCUCAUGAUGAAUGCUUUUUUUUUUUAACAAUUUCGGGGUGGAGUUGAAGUAUUUCCACAGAUGUUCGUUCGGCGCCUUAUGAUAUCAAGUUAAGACAAUACAAGAGAGAUUUUAAAUCAAGAACAC
Molecule: messenger RNA, 1715 nt
Organism: Coccidioides immitis RS
Lineage: Eukaryota; Fungi; Ascomycota; Eurotiomycetes; Onygenales; Onygenaceae
Product: carbamoyl-phosphate synthase arginine-specific small chain
Exons: 4
Coding region: 103-1542 (479 amino acids)
Biological process (GO): 'de novo' pyrimidine nucleobase biosynthetic process; L-glutamine metabolic process; L-arginine biosynthetic process
Cellular component (GO): cytoplasm; carbamoyl-phosphate synthase complex
Molecular function (GO): carbamoyl-phosphate synthase (glutamine-hydrolyzing) activity
Source: RefSeq, a predicted model, not a curated record